Molecule: messenger RNA, 2310 nt
Organism: Panicum virgatum (switchgrass)
Lineage: Eukaryota; Viridiplantae; Streptophyta; Magnoliopsida; Poales; Poaceae
Product: putative pentatricopeptide repeat-containing protein At5g40405
Exons: 3
Coding region: 300-2084 (594 amino acids)
Biological process (GO): RNA modification
Molecular function (GO): RNA binding; protein binding; zinc ion binding
Source: RefSeq, a predicted model, not a curated record
UCUGUCUGUUAGAUCUCCUGCCUGUUUGCUGCUUGGAAGCAGGGACUAGCCUGAUGGAGUUAAGAGUCACGUGACGGACCAAAUGUUUCCCAGGGUGGCCCGCGGGGAGGGUGGUCCGGCCACUCCCGCCGUGAUGUGCGCGCUGCGAGGGCGCCCUUGUACUACCUGUGCUGGGAUGACUGGGGGGCCGCGCUGCGCUGCAUCUCCCACGAGCCGUCUCGGGCUCUCGGCCCCGUCCCGCUCCGUUCGUUCAGUCGUGCCCUGCACACGAGCUGCGCCGCUGCCACGUCUCGCAUCGCAUGCGCCUGCUCACACCGCAGGAGGCCGCCACCCUCCCGCGCGAGGCCCUCGAGACGCACAUCGUCUCGCUGCUGCGCCGAUGCCCGGGCCUCCUCGCGCUCCGCGGCGCGCACGCGCAUCUCCUCCGCCUCCGCCUCCCGCGCCUCACCGCCGCGUUCGCGCUCUCCAAGCUCCUGGCUUCCUGCGCCUCCAUCAGCGACGCCGCCGCGGCGUCCUCCUCCUACGCCCGCAACCUGUUCGACCAAAUCCCGGACCCGACCGCCUUCUGCUACAACUCCCUCAUCCGCGCGCUCCCCGCCGCGGGGCCCGUCCUGGCCGCCUACCGCCGCAUGCUGCGCGCGGGGUCCCCGCGCCCCAACAGCUUCACGCUCGCGUUCGCGCUCAAGGCGUGCGCGGCCGCGCUGGCGCCCGCUGAGGGUCGCCAGCUGCACGCGCAGGCGUUCCGCCAGGGGCUCGAGUCCGGCGCCUACGUGCAGACCGGGCUGCUCAACCUCUACGCCAAGUGCGAGGAGGUUGCGCUCGCGAGGACCGUGUUUGACGGCAUGGCCGGGGACAGGAAUUUGGUGGCGUGGAGCGCGAUGAUCGGUGGGUACUCGAGGGUGGGGCUGGUGAAUGAAGCUUUGGGGCUAUUCCGGGAGAUGCAAGCGGCAGGCGUAGAACCGGAUGAGAUCACUAUGGUCAGUGUAAUAUCCGCGUGCGCCAAGGCAGGGGCACUUGAUUUGGGGAGGUGGGUGCAUGCUUAUAUAGAUAGGAAAGGGAUCACCGUUGAUCUGGAGCUGAGCACCGCGUUGAUAGAUAUGUAUGCAAAGUGCGGGAUGAUAGAGCGGGCGAGAAGGGUGUUUGAUGGGAUGGUGGAGAGGGAUAUAAAGGCAUGGAGCGCAAUGAUAGUUGGAUUGGCAAUACAUGGACUCGUAGAGGAUGCGCUGGGGUUUUUCUCAAGAAUGCUAGAGCUCAAGGUGCGGCCUAACAAUGUCACCUUUGUUGGCGUGCUGUCAGCCUGUGCUCACAGUGGGCUAGUGGAUGAUGGGCGACGGUAUUGGUCUACUAUGCAAAAUUUGGGAAUCAAACCUUCAAUGGAGAACUAUGGCUGCAUGGUUGACCUUCUAUGUCGAUCCGGCCUUCUGGAUGAUGCUUACUCCUUUGUUAUUGGUAUGCCUAUCUCUCCAAAUUCAAUAAUCUGGAGGACUCUUCUUGUGGCUAGCAAAAGCUCAAACAGGAUGGAUAUAGUGGAAUCAGCAUCAAAGAGGCUCCUUGAGUUAGAACCUCUUAAUCCAGAGAACUAUGUGCUGCUCUCCAACUUGUACGCGUCAAACUCCCAAUGGGAUAGAGUGAGCUAUAUGAGGAAAAAGAUGAAGGACAACAAUGUUACUGUUGUUGCUGGUCGUAGUUCAAUUGAAAUAAACGGCUACUUGCAUAAAUUUGUGGUGAGUGAUGAUUCACACCCUGAAAUCAAGGAGAUAAGACCGGUUCUGAGAGAAAUAGCCGACCGGGUGCGACGGGCUGGCCACAAACCAUGGACUGCAGCCGUUCUACAUGACGUUGGUGAAGAGGAAAAAGAAGUUGCCCUUUGUGAACACAGUGAAAGGCUAGCCAUUGCAUACGGAUUGUUAAAGACGAGAGCCCCUCAUGUCAUUCGAGUGGUGAAGAACUUGAGGUUUUGCCCGGAUUGCCAUGAAGUGGCAAAAAUAAUAAGCAAGUCAUACAAUCGAGAAAUCAUCGUUAGGGAUCGUGUUCGCUUCCAUAAAUUCAUGGGAGGCAGUUGUUCUUGUAAGGACUUUUGGUGAUUUCUUAGUUACAUAAAGGAAUCGCAGUGAUGCAAAGUUAUUCUAGGAGAGGUAACAGAGGGCCUGCCCGGUGCCAACGCGGGGGAUCCAACCCCGGUCGCCGGCCUGGGGGCUGGCUCCAGGAGCCACUCGGGCUCACCAGCCCCACUCACCGCCUCACCUUGCAAUUCUUGAUAUUAUUGUUUAUUUAUCGGAAUUUCCAAUAUUCUCUCAUUGUCCCACGUGA